AUGGCUCCUCCGGUUCGGCCAUCCCGUUCUCUGGAAGGCCUCGAACGAGUCAUUCCUCCUCUCUCUCUGUCGCCCAAGGUGCCUUUCUCCCCUCGACUCUUCCUCAACAAACCUCUCCCCGCCAGGCCUCUCCCCGAAGAACCAGAGUGUUCAGCCAUGUGGAGUGACUCCAGCGACAGUGAAUCAACCGUCGACAGUAUCGUCAGUCCGUCAGAACCUCGCGACUUCGAGUAUCCCAUCUUCGUCGGCGCUGACGACUUCGACUUGGUCGAUCACCCGGCUCCAUCCGCCGACCCACUCCCCGUCCCCCCACUCCGCACGGACAUUGAUCUCGAUAUAGAGAUAGACGAACUUGAAGAACUUGAAGACGUCGCGUCAAUUGCAGAGGAUCCGCCAUUAUCAGUUUCAGUUUCUUCAUCAUGGUCAGAUACCCAGCACGGCCGACCCGUCCACUGGGCUCAGAAUCGCCCCGGCACGAGCCACUAUUUCCGCGAGAAGAAGUGGGACUAUUUCCCCGAACUGGCUCCAUCAACCCUCCAAGUCGGCGGACGCAUCAGUCCAUCCACCCAUUCAAAGCGCAAGAAGAACCUCUCCGCCUUGGAUUUUACAAAAGCCAGAUAUCGCUGGCACUCGCUCGAUCGCACAGGUCUAGGCGGCGUCCGCGAAUCAAUCAAGACAUACGUGCACCGAACUCUCUCGCGCGAUAGCACAGAGACCAAAUCCAAAGAAGUGGCACGUCCAUCAACAGCCCCAAUGGAUAGACACAUCGACGAAGCAGGUAGUACCAGCAUCCUGGGCACCAGUCUAGGCAGCAAAGUUCACAUCCCACACCACUCCUCCCUAGACGAUGCCCCAUUCCGCGCCAUAUCAGUCUCAACAGUGUCAACAUCAGCAUCGGCAUACAGCACCAGUACCAAAGCCAACGCUAGAGUCGCCAGUCUCAGUGCGAGCGACUACGACAACCCCAACCAUCACAUGUACUACCCGCUCCACUCCCCCCUCUCACCAGUCUCCCCAACCGCGCCAAACAUCCUCCGUCAGAAACAACUCGCCGUGCCACUGUCUCCGUAUCAGAAAUAUGGAUCGUCCAUCUGGGAAACUCCCAAGAAGUCGAAGAAACGGGGUGUUCAAUUCCCCAAAUAUGCCAAGUCGCUUGCAUCUCCCACUCUUGAACCGGAGGCUUAUCCAUACCCCGGCUUGGCGUCUGGUUCUGCUCCGAAUCCUUCGCAGAUCUCAUUUGCCAAUCCUACGCCGCCACUCUCUCCUCCGCUUAAGUCGCAACUUUUGCAGAAUACGCGUGGUGCCGUGAAGGUUCUGCAGAGGAAGAAGAAUGAGUCUAAGGAGGAGAAGAGGAGGGAGUUGCUGAAGGCUCAGAUUAAAUUUGUUGGGCCUGUUAAUCCUCAUACUUAUGGGAAGGAUCCUUGGGUUUGA
Molecule: messenger RNA, 1431 nt
Organism: Penicillium antarcticum
Lineage: Eukaryota; Fungi; Ascomycota; Eurotiomycetes; Eurotiales; Aspergillaceae
Exons: 1
Coding region: 1-1431 (476 amino acids)
Source: RefSeq, a predicted model, not a curated record